GGUCUAGUGAUGAUCGCGUGUGUGACGACGACGACGUGCAGUCGAAGGGGUUUUUGUGGGCGGCAGAGAAGCUGGGUCAUGGCUGCACAGUAGUCAGGACGGCAGAAAGUGCUCUUGAAACCUACCUCAGGCAUCUACACGAUGUCGUCAUUAUAGAUGCACGAUCUAACAACGGCAAUAGCCUUGACGCUGAAGCCUUGUCCAGAUCUAUUAAAGCUGCCAAAACUAGCGAUUAUACAGUGCUGGUGGCUGUUACUAAAAGAUACUCAGAAGAUAUCGAAGAGCCAUCGAUAUUACCAUUACUAAAGGCAGGAUUUUCCAGGAGAUACCAAGAAAACAGCUGCCUCUCGGCUUGCAUAAAUGAAUUACAGUCUCUGGAGGCGGGAGAAGUCAGGAGUAAUGUGAGACUCAAGGCUUGUAAUGGACUGUUUGUGGCACUGGACAACGUGGCAGAAGCAGUGGAGAUCACAAACAGCAAUCAUGAGAUACAG
Messenger RNA from Candidula unifasciata, 491 nucleotides. Lineage: Eukaryota; Metazoa; Mollusca; Gastropoda; Stylommatophora; Geomitridae. The record is from the annotation of a GenBank genome assembly.